AUGCUCCACAACAUGGAGGCCGAGCGGCAGCGCCGGGCGCAGGAGGCUGAGCAGCACAAGGAGGCGGAGGCUAAGCGCCUGAACCUCAAAGUGCAGCAGCUGGCCAAGGAGCAGCAGCGGUGCCACAAGGAGCUGCACCAGGCCUACUGCGAGCUCAACCGCAGGAUCGCCGAGCACGAGAAGUGCGAGCGGAGGCGCGCGGGCAAGGCCGAGCUCACGCUGCAGGCCGUCAGAGACGCGGAGACGCAGGUGGACCGGCUGCGGCUGGAGGCCCGGAAGGCGGAGGAGACGCUGGCCCUGGCGAGGCUGGAGCUGCGGGAGCAGACCCAGGAGGGGGGGGAGGAGGAGGAGGUGCCGGGGCUCAAGUGCCAGGUCACCGAGCUGCACGACGUGCUGAUGAAGGACGUGGGCGACCGCAUUCGCGCCGACGGCCGGUGGCCUCUUGUCAUCGACCCCUCAGGCCAGGCGGCCACCUUCCUGCGCUACCGGGAUACCAACUACGUGGACACGGUGAACCCCGACCACCUGCAGCCCGAGAGGAUCCGGCUGGCACUCCUGGGGGCGCUCAGGUAUGGGAAGCCCCUGGUGUUCGAUCUGCGGGAGAUGGACCUGUUCCCUGCGGUGCAGCGGCAGCUGGAGGCGGUGCAGCAGGGCCUGGCGCAGGAGCUGCUGAGCCGCAGGCUGCUGGAGCAGGACCGCUACCUGUCGCUGCUGAGGCCCACGGACGGGCCGGAGUACGGCCCCACCCAGUUCCAGGAGGCCCGCCUGGAGCAGUUCCGCCUCUUUUUUGUCACCCAGGUGCGGUGGCCCCCGGCCGAGCAGUUGCAGGCCCUGCUCCCCGUGCAGGUGCAGCUGCCCAGCGAAGGCCUUUAG
Pipistrellus nathusii (Nathusius's pipistrelle) is the source of this 873-nucleotide messenger RNA. The record is from the annotation of a GenBank genome assembly. NCBI's taxonomy places the organism in Eukaryota, Metazoa, Chordata, Mammalia, Chiroptera, Vespertilionidae.